This is a messenger RNA of Leptosia nina, 282 nucleotides long. Lineage: Eukaryota; Metazoa; Arthropoda; Insecta; Lepidoptera; Pieridae. The record is from the annotation of a GenBank genome assembly.
AUGUCACAGCACGGCGUCACUAACAAGACUUUACUGUGGCGAGGCCGAGCGCAGACUGAGGAGCGAAACGCGUCGAGCGGGUGCUUACGACGUUUCGUAUCGCUCGGCCGACCUGCUUCGCCUUUCAGAACACAGUAUUUGGAUUCUCCGUUCUUAGCGCAGCCCACCUGCGCUCAGCGUUUUGCUUCCACGAAAAACAAAAAGUUAUUCUCACCAGCGGAGCCUUCGGAUAAAGCACUAACUUUUCUGUCACUAACACUAUCUAUGGCCAGUAUCUGCUGA